AUGCCCUCUCAUCGUCGACGCUCGUCCUCUAGAGACCGGUCGGUAUCUCCUACUAGGAAUCGUUCUCGUUCCCGCUCUCCUGAGAGGAGGGCCUCGCUGCCAGAUGGUGUGUCUGAGAUCUCCGAAUCCGACUACUUCCUCAAGAGCGACGAGUUCAGGGUCUGGCUGAAGGAAGAGAAGGGCAAGUACUUCGAUGAGUUGUCCAGCGACAGAGCGCGAAAGUACUUCCGCAAGUUUGCGAAGGCAUGGAACAAAGGCAAAUUGUCGAGGUCCCUCUACUCCGGCGUGGACAAGACGCCGGCAAGCAGUCAGACAGCCUACAAGUGGUCUUUCGCGUCCAAAGCAUCCCGCUCAGACAAUGAUGCGCUACGCGCUGCACGCGAGGAGAUAGACAAAGCCACGUACAACCGUUCACAAUCCUCCGGAUCAUCGUCCGGCCCAUCUAGCGGACGCGUCAUGGGUCCCACGAUGCCGUCUGCGGCUGACCGCGUUCUUGUGAGGGAGACCAUGGAGGAGCGCCGUGCAGCUGAGCGAGACUACCAGCGCAAGCGAGAGAAGAAGGAGGCGAAGGAGAGAAUCGAGGACAUGGUCGGGCCGAAGGAGCUUGGGCGGGCGGGGCAGCUGGAGAAGAAGAAAGCGCAGCGCGAGGCGAACAGGGCCUUCAGGGAUAAGGGAGACGACGGCCUCGACGUGGACGAGUCGACGCUGAUGGGGGGUGGGGACAGUUUCCAAGCCCAGAUCGCGCGGCGAGAAGCGGCAAAGAGACGAUUUGAGGAGAAAAGGCAGGAAAAGAUGUCUGGAACGAGCGAGCGAGCGAACGAGCUGCGAGCCAAAGAUAAGGCCACCAUGGAUAUGUUCAUACAGAUGGCGAAGGCCAGAUAUGGCUGA
Dichomitus squalens LYAD-421 SS1 is the source of this 888-nucleotide messenger RNA. RefSeq lists its product as uncharacterized. The transcript has 6 exons. Lineage: Eukaryota; Fungi; Basidiomycota; Agaricomycetes; Polyporales; Polyporaceae. The record is from RefSeq and is a predicted model, not a curated record. Bases 1 to 888 code for a protein of 295 amino acids.